Messenger RNA from Trichechus manatus latirostris (Florida manatee), 2005 nucleotides. It is a transcript of the gene INO80B, whose product is annotated as INO80 complex subunit B. Gene Ontology annotation, biological process: chromatin remodeling. Lineage: Eukaryota; Metazoa; Chordata; Mammalia; Sirenia; Trichechidae. Gene Ontology annotation, cellular component: Ino80 complex. The record is from RefSeq and is a predicted model, not a curated record. The transcript is spliced from 5 exons. The coding region runs from base 799 to 1920 and encodes 373 amino acids.
UAGCAGCAAUACAGAUUCUUUGUUCUUUUUUUAAUUAGGUAAAAUCUACACGUUUUAUACAAAAUUCAAUAGGCACAAAAGAGUAUAUUACGAGAGUAAGUCUCCUACCCAUGUUCCCGAGCCACCCAUUGGCAACUGCUGUCACCAGUUUCUUGGAUAGCCUUCUGCAGGCUCAUUUAUUUUAAUAGCUGCAUAGCUUCCCAUUGUAUAGCUGUGCCAAAAUGUAUUUAACUAUAUCCACUAGAAAGACACUUAGAUUGUUUCCAAUGUCAUUAUCCACUGUGAUCUAAAUUCCAUGUCAGUUCUUAUCAAUUACUUAUCACUCUUAAUUCGUGGUAGCUCCAUGGUCUUUCAAAUUGUAUAGAUGCGCCAUAAUUCAUUUGCCCAUUUCCCUACUGAUGGGCAUUUUGACUUCCAGGGUCUGUCAACUUGCUGCCAUUUCCCCAGCAAGAGUUUCUUAGGUACUCCUCCACCGAACUAUGAACUCCUCAAGGGCAGGGGGAGUGUUCAUACUCAUCUUUGUAUCCUCAUAGCCUAGCCCGGUGUCUGGUCCGGAGUUUGUGCUCACUAAACUUGAGUGUAAUAAUAAUUGAAUCGCCCGCGCAGUGUUCUUGAAGUAGGGGAGGCAGGGCGAGGAUUGUCCGGAUCUCACAGUUCCCGGAACUUUUGUUGGAAGAAUGGUUGUUUCUCGGGAAGGAUUUUUGGCUUCAAAGCGUGCCCUGCACAAGUAUGGCCGCCACGACCCGGAAGUAGCCUUUUAUUUUGCUGGAGUCAGGUCUUCCGCGGGGCGGAAAAGGCAUGUCUGCAUGUGUCCCGAAUCUUUCGAGUCCCCUUUCCUUGCAGGAUCCCAUGAGUAAGCUGUGGCGGCGCGGGAGCACCUCCGGGGCUAUGGAGGCCCCUGAGCCGGGGGAAGCGCUGGAGUUGAGUUUGGCGGGUGCCCAUGGUCACGGAGUGCACAAGAAGAAACACAAGAAGCACAAGAAGAAACACAAGAAGAAACACCACCAGGAAGAGGAGACCGGGCCCACGCAGCCGUCUCCUGCCAAGCCCCAGCUCAAACUCAAAAUCAAGCUGGGUGGGCAGGUUCUAGGCACCAAGAGUGUUCCUACCUUCACUGUGAUCCCUGAGGGGCCUCGCUCACCCUCUCCUCUUAUGGUUGUGGAUAAUGAAGAGGAACGUAUGGAAGGAGUUCCCCUUGAGCAGUACCGUGCCUGGCUGGAUGAAGACAGUAAUCUGUCUCCCCCGCCACUUCGGGACCUGGCAGGUAGCUUAGGGGGCCAGGAGGAAGAAGAGGAACAGAGGUGGCUGGAUGCCCUGGAGAAAGGGGAGUUGGAUGACAAUGGAGACCUCAAGAAAGAGAUCAAUGAGCACCUGCUUACUGCUCGGCAGCGAGCUCUGCUCCAGAAGGCGCGGAGUCAGCCUUCCCCGAUGCUGCCGCUCCCCAUGGCUGGGGGCUGCCCUGCCCCCGCCCUCACUGAGGAGAUGCUGCUAAAGCGGGAAGAACGGGCGCGGAAGCGGCGGCUGCAGGCUGCGCGGCGGGCAGAGGAGCACAAGAAUCAGACAAUCGAGCGCCUCACCAAGACUGCGGCGCCCAGCGGGCGGGGAGGCCGGGGGGCCGCGCGGGGCGAGCGGCGAGGAGGGCGGGCCGCGGUCCCGGCCCCCAUGGUGCGCUACAGUAGCAGUGCACAGGGCUCCACUCUGUCCUUCCCACCUGGCGUCCCUGCCCCCGCUGCAGUGUCCCAGCGGCCAUCCCCAUCAGGCCCUCCUCCGCGCUGCUCUGUCCCCGGCUGCCCCCACCCGCGCCGCUACGCCUGCUCCCGCACCGGCCAGCCGCUCUGCAGCCUGCAGUGCUACCGCAUCAACCUGCAGAUGCGGCUGGGGGGUCCCGAAGGCCCGGGAUCACCUCUUUUGGCUACUUAAGGCAAGGACCUAACCCGGACUCUGCGCCCUCUACUGGUUUUAAUGUCUUCCCCUUUCCCCCACCCUAUUAAAUUUCAUCCGGUGC